CACACACACACACACACACACCCCCCAAAAACAAAAAAAAAAAAAAAAAAAAGAAAAAGAAAGAAAAGAGCAAGAAGAGAUACUCAUCCCUGGUGUUUGCUCUCACACAGUCGAGUAAUCUCUCCUGACGUGACCUUCUCUGUUCGGUCUGCUUGUUUCUCUGCGUUCUACCAAACACAAUGGCCGACAACGCCCCACCAGCCACCUCUUCGUCCCUCCCUCCUCCUCCACAGGCACCUGCAGGCGCUCCCGGCCAGCAGCAGUUCGACAAGGCUCAGGGGAACGGCCAGGGAAACCCUUCACACAUGCCACCUCCGCCGCUGCCGCCCGUCGUGAUCCCCCAAAACACCAACCCAAUCCCUACUGCCAUCACCUCUCCCAUGUCUGGCAACAUGAUGUCACCGACCAGCGCUGGUGGCUACGUGCGUCGAGCCGCUCCCGAGCCAAACAAGCGUGCCUUGUAUGUUGGUGGUCUCGACCCACGUGUGACCGAGGAUAUCCUGCGACAGAUUUUUGAAACAACUGGCCACGUCCAGAGUGUGAAGAUUAUCCCCGACAAGAAUAGCAAGGGAUUGAACUACGGCUUUGUUGAGUACGACGAUCCAGGUGCCGCAGAACGCGCAAUGCAGACUCUCAACGGCCGUCGCGUCCACCAGUCUGAAAUCCGUGUCAACUGGGCUUAUCAGUCGAACAACGCGAACAAGGAGGACACCUCCAACCACUUCCACAUAUUUGUUGGCGAUCUGAGUAAUGAAGUGAACGACGAAGUUCUGCUUCAGGCCUUCUCUGCCUUUGGCUCUGUCUCCGAGGCCCGUGUUAUGUGGGAUAUGAAGACCGGUCGCUCCCGUGGUUACGGUUUUGUCGCUUUUCGCGAACGUGCUGAUGCUGAAAAGGCCUUGAGCUCCAUGGAUGGUGAAUGGUUGGGUUCUCGUGCGAUUCGCUGCAACUGGGCCAACCAGAAGGGUCAGCCUUCGAUUUCCCAGCAGCAGGCCAUGGCCGCAAUGGGCAUGACGCCGACCACUCCUUUCGGCCAUCAUCAUUUCCCUACACAUGGUGUCCAGAGCUAUGACAUGGUCGUCCAGCAAACCCCUCAGUGGCAGACUACGUGCUACGUCGGAAAUCUGACCCCUUACACCACUCAGAACGACCUUGUUCCGUUGUUCCAGAACUUUGGCUACGUCGUCGAAACUCGAUUCCAGGCCGAUCGGGGAUUUGCAUUUGUCAAGAUGGAUACUCAUGAGAAUGCUGCCAUGGCUAUCUGCCAGCUCAACGGCUACAACGUCAAUGGGCGACCGCUGAAGUGCAGUUGGGGCAAAGACCGCCCUCCAACUGGCCAAUUUGACUAUUCUCCUCAGCAAGGUGCUAACCCAGGCUUUAAUUCCGGUACCUCCCCAUACUUCCCCCAAUAUGGUGGUCCUGGUGGGCCUAUGACCCCUCAAGGUCCUAAUCCUGCCGGCCGUGGCUGGGAUCAGUCUGGCGCCAACUUUGGCCCUGGAAUGCCCGGCCAGGGCUAUGGCCAAGUUCCCGGAGGUGCUGCUGGGUACGGCCGUGGCCAGAACAAUCCCGGAUCGGGAUGGGCUCAGCCCAAUGCUGGCAACUUCGGCAACGGCUUUGGAGGCUAUCAAGCUUAAUCACGCUCGAAAUCUCGCACCUAACGAUAACCACUAGUAAUGCCAUCUUCAAUCACUCCCUGUCCUGGGUUGUCAUCUAUAAUCCGUUUUAUCAUGAAGAACCCGUAUUACUGGUAUUUUCCUCCUUUUCCUUUUUGCCCCUUUCUUUGCUUUUUGGUUCCUACUAUUAUUCAACGAGUGUGUCUUUGAAAUUUUUCUUUUGAUGGUUCGUCAUCGAGAUUUCCCUAAGUAUUUUUUCCAAAUUGCUCGAUCCAAGUGGGCUCUUGCGAGAGUUUUCAUUCUGCUUUCUAUGUUCCGUUUAGUAUUGGCCGUUUUCGAAUGAAAUUCUCUUCCUGUCUAAUUAAACGAACAAUACCCCUUGGAUUUAUUCGAUGUCAUCAUUCAAGAUUGUUCUCGAAAUCUCCUUAUUAUGACUUGCAGUUCUAAGAUGCUAUGCGUUUUUCUCACUGGGAAUUUGGUGCUAUAAUUUCUUCCUCUCUGGCUCUUUUGUUAUUUCCCCAUGAGCGCCUUAGGAUUGAUUGAAAAGCGAAAAGUAUCUUAUGAUUUCCGAG
Molecule: messenger RNA, 2182 nt
Organism: Coccidioides posadasii C735 delta SOWgp
Lineage: Eukaryota; Fungi; Ascomycota; Eurotiomycetes; Onygenales; Onygenaceae
Source: RefSeq, a predicted model, not a curated record